UGGUUGGAGCCCCUCGAGAAAAGGCUUUUCCGUCCCAACAAGCCAACCGAACGGGAGGCCUGUACAGCUGUGACAUUACGACUGCGAGUUCCCGCUGCACACGGGUUGUAUUUGAUGAAGGCACUGAUCCAAGGAAGGAGAGCAAAGAAGACCAAUGGAUGGGUGUAACUGUCCAAAGUCAGGGGCCAGGAGGAAACGUGGUGACUUGUGCCCAUCGCUAUGAGAAAAGGCAGUUGGUGAACACAAUGGAGGAGACUCGGGACAUCAUCGGGAGAUGCUAUGUGCUGAGCCAGGAUCUCACCAUAACGGAUGACUUGGAGCACGGGGCGUGGAGUUUCUGUGAGGGCCGCCGAAGAGGCCAUGAGGAGUUUGGUUCCUGCCAGCAGGGCGUUGCUGCUACUUUCACCAAGGACUAUCAUUAUAUUGUGUUUGGGGCCCCAGGCACUUACAACUGGAAAGGGAUGGUUCGUGCAGAGCAAAAGAAUCAGACAUUUUAUGAUCUGGGUAUCUUUGAUGAUGGGCCUUAUGAAGUUGGUGAUGAGAAUCUCCAAGAUAAGAAUCUAGUUCCUGUUCCAGCUAACAGUUAUUUAGGUUUCUCUUUGGACUCUGGUAAAGGAAUAGUCUCCCAAGAUGAGAUGACUUUUGUGUCGGGUGCGCCAAGAGCCAACCACAGUGGGGCAGUCGUUCUCCUGAAAAAGAAAGAUCAGAGAGCCCUUUCCCUGGAGCACAUGUUUGAAGGAGAAGGGCUGGCCUCUUCUUUCGGUUAUGAUGUUGCUGUUGUGGACCUCAACAGUGAUGGGUGGCAAGACAUUGUUGUUGGAGCCCCACAAUAUUUUGACAGAAGUGGAGAUAUUGGUGGUGCAGUGUAUAUUUACAUGAACCAGCAAGGCAAAUGGAAAGGGGUAAAACCUAUCCGCUUAAAUGGAACCACUGACUCCAUGUUUGGUCUUGCAGUUGAAAACAUCGGGGACAUUAAUCAGGAUGGCUUUCCAGAUAUUGCAGUAGGGGCUCCAUAUGAUGGUUUUGGCAAAGUUUACAUUUAUCAUGGAUCCAAGAACGGAAUAAAUACAAAACCAGCACAGAUUCUUGAUGGUGAAAAAACCGGCACCAAUUUCUUUGGUUAUUCUAUUGCUGGAAACAUGGACCUGGAUAAAAAUUCCUACCCUGACAUUGCUGUUGGUUCUCUUUCAGAUUCUGUAUCUGUGUUCAGAUCUCGGCCUGUUAUAAGCAUUAAGAAAAGCAUUACAGUAAAUCCUGACAGAAUUGAUCUAAAGAAAAAGACCUCUGAGGAACCUAGCGAAAUACAGAUGGAUGUGAAAGCAUGUUUUCAAUAUACUGCAAACCCUAGAAAUUUAAAUCCAGGAAUAAAGAUCAGCUAUACAUUUGAAGCAGAAAAUGAGAGGAGACAGUUAGGCCUGCCGUCUAGAGUACGGUUUAAAGACCGUCUGUCUGAUCAGUUUACUGCAACGACAGUCCUAAGGGGACAGAAUUCGAGAGAGUGUGUGUCAACCAAGCUUGUACUCCAGGAAAAAAUUAAAGAUAAGCUACGUCCCAUUCCUGUAUCGGUUGGUGUGAAAAUUGCUGGCCUGGAGUCUAGCUCACCAUCCGUAAGGAAAGAAGGAGCCCUUCCGGAUCUUAUGCCAAUUCUGAACUCAGAUGAAUCGGAAACAAAGACCACAAAAGUGGAGUUCUUGAAGGAAGGAUGUGGAGAAGACAAUGAAUGUCACAGCAAUCUAAAACUUCAGUACCGAUUUUGUACUAGAGAAGGAAAUGAAGACAGAUUUACCUAUUUACCAAUUGAAAAUGACAUGCCAGUGCUUGUUCUAAAAGAUCAGAAAGAUAUUGCUCUGGAAAUAACAGUGACAAAUAAUCCAUCCGAUGCAAAAAAUCCACAGAAAGAUGGUGAAGAUGCAUAUGAAGCUAAACUAAUUGCAACUUUUCCAGAUAGUCUGACCUACUCUGCAUUCAGGGAGAUGAAGGGUUAUCCUGAAAAGCAGCUAACCUGUGGUGCUAACCAAAAUGGCUCUCAAGCAGAGUGUGAACUUGGAAAUCCUUUCAAGAGAAAUUCCAACGUAACCUUUUAUCUCAUCCUAAGUACCUCUAAAGUUAACGUUGAUACCACAGACUUGGACAUUAAUCUGAAGUUGGAAACAACAAGCACUCAAGUUAAUUUGACUACAAUUACUGCUAGUGCUAAAGUGGUUAUUGAACUGCUUUUAUCACUCACUGGCGUUGCCAACCCCUCGCAGGUCUACUUUGGAGGCAGCAUCCGUGGCGAGAGCGCUAUGAAGUCUGAGGACAACAUUGGAAGCCUCAUAGAGUAUGACUUCAGAGUAACUAACUUGGGUCGACCACUUAAAACAUUUGGCACAGCUUCUCUGGACAUCCAGUGGCCAAAAGAAAUUAGUAACGGCAAAUGGCUGCUUUACUUGAUGAAAAUAGAUUCCAAAGGCUUGGAAAAAGUGUCCUGUCAACCCCAGAAUGAGAUCAAUUAUUUGCGUGUUACGGAAUCCCAUAACUCAAGGAGGAAACGUGAGGUUGCAGAGAAACAGAUUUUAGACAGCAAAACAUUUUCUUUGUUCUCAGAACGAAAAUACAAGACUCUGGACUGCAAUGUGAAUGCGCGCUGUGUGGAUAUCAAGUGCCCCCUGAAUGGUUUGGACAGCAAGGCAUCUAUUGUGCUGCGUUCCAGGUUGUGGAACAGUACUUUCUUAGAAGAAUACUCCAAAAUGAACUAUCUAGACAUUCUUGUUAGGGCUUCAAUCAGUGUUCCUGCUGCAGCUAAGAAUGUUAAACUCACAAAUGAAGUUGCUCAGGUGCGUGUUACUGUCUUCCCUGCCAAAACAGUAGCACUUUAUACAGGGGUGCCUUGGUGGAUCAUCUUAGUGGCAAUUCUUGCUGGAAUACUGAUGCUUGCACUGUUGGUAUUCUUACUGUGGAAGUGUGGUUUCUUCAAGAGAAAUAAGAAAGAUCAUUAUGAUGCCACAUAUCACAAGGCUGAGAUCCAUGCUCAGCCAUCUGAUAAAGAGAGGCUUACUUCUGAUGCAUAGUAUUGAUCUACUUCUGUAAUUGUGCGGGUUCUUCCAGCGCUCUAGGUACGAUGACAGUGUUCCCCGGUAUCAUGCUGUAAGAAUUCGGAAGGAAGAGCGACAGAUCAAAGAUGGGAAAUGCAAAGAUCUUGAAACAAAACAGUGGAUCACAAAAUGGAAUGAGAAUGAAAGUUAUUCUUAAGGAAAAGUUUUUUCUCUCCACACAGUUCAGCUAGUUGUCUUCAUUAAUGGAAUACUGAUAGAGUUGGACCUUUGUACACUAUGGACAUUCACUGUUUGAUUGUAGAUAUUACUACUUACAUUGAGGCUUUUGUUUGCACAGUUAAAAUAGCUUCAACAGACUUUAUUAGCAUUAUUUAAUUUCCAGACUGCCUCUUUUUCCCUUCAAAUCUAACACUCACUUUAGAAGAUGCGGUUUUGAUUUGGGUCUUUUCUGCAAUGUGCACAUCCAUCAUGGCAGACCUUUUCCUAUGAUCCUAACAUUCCUGGUGUGCAAGGAGUGCGUGGUUA
This is a messenger RNA of Tinamus guttatus (white-throated tinamou), 3560 nucleotides long. The record is from RefSeq and is a predicted model, not a curated record. Lineage: Eukaryota; Metazoa; Chordata; Aves; Tinamiformes; Tinamidae.